UUGUACAGUUCUUUCAACAAACCGCACCUGCUUCAAAAAGUGACACGCCCCUUCGCCGUCUGUGAUCUCGGGAUUAAAACCCGACCGGUACUCGUACAGUGCGCACAAGACAGCGACUCCCUUGUCUACGAGCGCCAAUCUCCACAAUGAGCGAGAAAGUCAAGGUCGGCAUCAUCGGGGGCAGCGGUUUGGACGACCCAGACAUCCUGGAGCAUCGGAAAGAGCACAAGGUGACCACGCCGUUUGGAGAGCCCUCCGAUGUGCUCGUCUCGGGACAAAUCGGCCAUGUGGACUGCGUGCUUUUGGCAAGACACGGGCGCAACCACGGCAUCAUGCCCACCAACGUCAACUACCGGGCAAACAUAUGGGCGCUGCGGGAGAUGGGCUGCACCCAUGUCCUCGCCACCACAGCCUGUGGCUCGCUGCACGAGGACUUCGCACCGGGUCACGUGGUCUUCCCGGACCAGUUUAUUGACAGGACGACGAAGAGAGAAAGCACCUUUCACGACGGCAAGCCGGGAUCUCCGAAGGGCGUCUGCCACCUUUCCAUGGCUUCCCCGUUCCAUCCCGAGCUUCGAAAGUUGUUGAUCCAGGUGGCACGAGAACUGCACCUGGUGCACCACGAGAAGGGGACGGUGGUGACCAUCGAGGGGCCCCGGUUCUCCAGCGCGGCCGAGAGCAUCAUGUUCAGGUCCUGGGGCUGCCACGUCAUCAACAUGACCACCGUACCGGAGGUGGUGCUCGCGAAGGAGGCCGGCCUGCUGUACGCUGCCAUUGCCCUGCCGACAGACUACGACAGUUGGCGGACCGACUUGGCACACGUGGGUUCCGCCUCGACCUCCGCAGUCGUCUCCGCACAUUGCCGCUUGCGCGCCCUUUUUCAGGUGGACGUGAAGCAGGUGCUCGAGACGAUGAAGGAGAACAGCGAGCGAGCGCUGCGCAUUCUGCGGGCGGCCAUCCCGAGGAUCGCGGCCGAAGACUGGACGGCGGCCAUCCACGCCGCCCAGGAAACUGCCAAAGAGUCUGUGAUGGAGUGAGCAAGCCUGGUCCGGACAACGCACAAGUUGGAGCCCACCUAUUUAUUGCGGGCGGUUUCCACGAUCAGACGAGCUAUCCUGUACAACUUGAAAUAAAACAUCUGGAAUGUCUCCGCACAGACAA
Messenger RNA from Ixodes scapularis (black-legged tick), 1161 nucleotides. RefSeq names its product S-methyl-5'-thioadenosine phosphorylase. Gene Ontology annotation, molecular function: S-methyl-5-thioadenosine phosphorylase activity. NCBI's taxonomy places the organism in Eukaryota, Metazoa, Arthropoda, Arachnida, Ixodida, Ixodidae. The record is from RefSeq and is a predicted model, not a curated record. The transcript is spliced from 8 exons. Gene Ontology annotation, biological process: nucleoside metabolic process. Gene Ontology annotation, cellular component: cytosol. Bases 147 to 1037 code for a protein of 296 amino acids.